Molecule: messenger RNA, 2665 nt
Organism: Bolinopsis microptera
Lineage: Eukaryota; Metazoa; Ctenophora; Tentaculata; Lobata; Bolinopsidae
Exons: 17
Coding region: 26-2410 (794 amino acids)
Molecular function (GO): methyltransferase activity
Source: RefSeq, a predicted model, not a curated record
AGCUAAUAAGAUGAAAUGAGCACUGAUGUACAUUCAGGGUGGAAAAUCCCUUGGCAAGCCCAGUAUUAACAGUAAUGUUUCCAGUCCCUUAGUUCUGCAACCAUUGAGGAGAAGAAAGAGCUAUGCCACUGAUCUCACCAUCAAGAAACAGAGGUCUUUUAAGCAAUCGCUUUUAGAAGUUGAAGAACCAAGACAAACUCUCUCCGAGACGAACCUAGUAUCCGCAUCUUUGAACAGGGAGUUGACGUCCACAUUGCUACAGAAUGAUACUAUCAAUCAGAAUGGCAGACAGAUACUAUCUCCCAUCUUACCACCCUACCUCAAGGAUAACCUCGGCAUAAGCUUCGACAUGACGUCAGGGUUGUCAGUAAUAGGAACACAGUUAUGUGAGCCAGACAGAAGAGGAUUGAUCAGUGGUCCAGGGCUGAGACUAAAAUCUGGUUAUGCUCCAACUCCUAAUAAAGAGCGGAUUAGUGUAAGCAAGACGAAGAUAUCUCCUCCGUUCAUUCAGACAGCUAGUGGUAUGAUAUCCUCCAGCAGAGUAUCCUUUCAGGAUUUAGUGAUCUGCGUACUGCACUGUUUACAACAUCUCAUGGGUAAUAGAGGUAAAGUCCAAGCACCAAAUGAUGAUUUGAGUGUCAAGCAGAUCUGCUACGAAAUAGCUUUCAACGUUCUCAAAUAUCGCACAGUGAUAGUGGACGUUCUGAACGAAUCCCAUUUCUACGCUACAUUCCCUAAACUACAAGAUAUUCAUCAGCUGGUUACCAUCCUCACCUUCAUCCAGUAUAUUAUUGAGCAGCCUUUACCUAAAGACAACGUCUAUCACAACGAGAUAAGGACGAUCCUAAGGGCUCUGUUUAUGCACAAGAUUCACAUUGACGCCUCAUUUGCACGAUCACGUAUCAAGCUAAAUGCUGCUACUGUAAUACACUUAUUACCUGAAGAAGACAGGGAAGAGUAUGAGAAAAGUACACAGAUAGAUGAAAAUGCGCCUCCUUAUUAUUCAAGAAUCAACAGAGUUAAGAAUUCUGCAGAUGACGUCAUAGGAUCACUUCAACAGCACUUCAAGUAUUAUCCCUCAACUCCUGACAACAUCACUCUUAAUAAAAACCCCGGAUUUUUCAGGGAUAACGAGUUUAAAGAUCUCCUGGUAUUUUCCCACACCCUACGGGAGGAGUUGACUUCAUUGGCGAUUGUUAAAGAAUCAUCGCUGGUACUACAAGAACGUGUACUGUCGUACGUCAUAUCAUCUUUACAAGGACUGAUAAUUCGUGGAUACGAUAUCAUUCAGACUCAUGCUGGAUCAGGUUCCCUAUCCAGCUACCUAGCCUCAGUGGUUGAUGGUAACAAGUGUAAAUUACGAGUCUGUGGCUGUAGUCCUGGAGACAUUCCUCAUUUACAGAGGAAUGUUUCCAGACAAGGGAUUAGAAAUACUGAGUUACUGUCAGCCCCAUUCCUGAGCUAUCAAAUUCCUGAGAAACCAGCUGUUCAGGCUAUAGUGUGUACUCCUCCUAAUACUAUGAGUGCUAUUAGGGAGCCUUUUAGAUAUGCGCUCUAUGAGGGAGAUUACAGCGUGGCUGGGGAAAAAGUCAACAAAAAUCAGACUUCGCUGAGGCAGUAUGUCGUUCAUCAAACAAAAACUCUGAGGCAGGCGCUUUCAUAUCCAAAAGUAACGACUGUUAUUUACUUUACCCUAUCAUCAAACUUCCAAGAAAAUGAGGGUGUCGUUAGGAACUGUUUGGAGGAGUUCAACGAAAAAUGCGAAAAUCCAGCUCACAGAUUUAACCCUAUACCUGUGUUACCAACGGUGCGACAUAAUGUGCUCAGUGACCCGACAGCAGAAAAACCCUCUCCAAAAGAGUUCUAUAAAUUCAUCGAGCCGGAUGCUGGAUAUGCGGGUGGCUUUCUCACUGUUCUUUACAGGAAGAUGCCCGAAGACCCCAAACCAUCGCACAACCACACAGAGGAAUCAGCUUCAACCACAUCCAUCAGAGCGAACAACCCUAGCAUAACACUCAAUUCCAGAGAAUCAAUCUCGCAAACGUCACUGCAAACCACAAACAUCAAGCGGAAGAAAAAGGGACACGCUAAAGUUAUUUCCAUGGGAAUGGGGGACGACAAUAUGGUGUUACUAACAGGUGACCUUAGCAAGCUGGCUCUUGUUGAGAAACAGCCUUCUAUUCAAUCGUUUAAAAAAGAGUUUAUUCAGAGCUAUGAGAUGAUCAUGGGUCCUGGAAGUAGAGCUAAGAUGACGAAGAUGAAACACGUGAAACCCAAGAAAGAGCCCGAACCAGUUCUUCCUAAAGUCAGCGCUGUUAUUACUAAAGCGAUGGAAAGUCGGAAAAGGGAGAAAUUCAAGCCUACACCCAUUUAUAAACAAAUAAUAGAGCAUCCCCAUCCGUUCAAGUAGAAUGAUAGUGUAUCUGCGCCCGCCGUGGGCUGUCGUAGAUUCAUCCUACAGUAUCAACGAUCGGUGUUCAGCUUUGAUUGAAAUUUGUGUCAGUGUAUUUGAUAUUUGUGAAUGGACCGAUCGAGAAUAGAUUUUAAAAUGAUUAAUCAUAAAUCUUUAACAAUCUAGUUGGUGUUUCGAUCACAGAAAUGGUUUCUAUAAUUAAAGGGUUAAUACAUUGUAAAUACAUACGUACAUAAGUAACAUUUUCUGAAA